AUGCAUUACAGACACUAUAAACUCACAUCAGAUAACCCUGAAAAGAGAGCAAAAGAUAAAGAGGAAGAGACAGAAGAAGGAGGACCGGCAUGCGAUUCGGAGCCUCUUCAGCCAGGAGAGGGCCCUGGCCGUGCCCCCGGACAACCACAGCCCCCUGCCCCCACCCACGCUUCUGAAGAUGGGGGCGAAGAUGAUCCGGAAGCCUUCCUCGACUUGUUCGAGCGAACCGGCGAGAUCUGGAGCUGGCCGCGUGAUCAGUGGGUGGCCCGACUCCUCCCGUUGCUGUCCGGGGAAGCCCAGCUUGCUGCACAACAACUGCAGGCAGUUAACCUCCUGGCCUACGAAGAUCUAAAGAAGUCCAUCCUGCAGCGGGUUGGCCGCAGUCCAGAGCAGUACCGCCAGCUCUUCCGGUCCAUGAAGCUGGAGAAGACCGGCUGCCCGUUUGCCUACACCCAACGGCUCCGAGAUGCCUGCCAGAAAUGGCUGCUGGCGGGGGAUUGCGACGUCGUGGGAGUUGUUGACCAGGUGGUGCUGGAGCAGCUAGUCCAUCGUCUUCCAAGAGGAAUGGCGGAGUGGGUCCAGUGCCACUGCCGGGCGUCACUGGAGGAAGCUGUUCGACUGGCGGAGGACCAUAUGGCAGCGUACCCGAGGGCAGAAGAGCCCUUCCGCUCUCUCUCCCCUCACCCUGUAUUUUCCCCACUCUCUCUCCCCCCUCCCUUCUCUCUCACUCUGCUUUCUCCCCAGAGCACGUUCCUGCCCCGUGGAGGCGAGGAGUCCCACCACGAGGUCUGUUCCCCGUGUGCGGGGGUUGGUACCCCCAACAUCUAUGGUGCCCUGCCGCUCUCCCCCUCAGGUUGAGGCGCCCACCGACGCAGGUGCGGGCGUAGCGCCUGGGCCAGCCUGCUGGAGUUGCGGAGAUCCGGGACACUUCCGGGAUCAGUGCCCUGUGAUGGAGCUGGGGAUGGUGGUCCGGAUCCCCGACACUCUGCAGGCUGCCCCCGACUGGGCCGGAGCGUAACGGAUAACGACGGACACUUCAGACAGAAGGCUGGGGGCUGUACUCUCGCAAGUGGUGGAGGGGGAGGAGCGCCCGAUGCUGUACAUUAGCUGCAACCUCUCGCUGAGGGAGACUAAGUACAGCACCGUAGAAAAGGAGUGUCUUGCCAUCAAGUGGGUGGUCCUCACUCUCCGGUACUACCUGCUGGGGCAGGCCUUCACCCUCUGCUCGGAUCAUACCCCACUCCAAUGGCUCCAUCGCAUGAAAGAUACCAACGCCCGGAUCACCCGGUGGUAUCUGGCUCUUCAGCCGUUAAAGUUCAAGGUGGUCCACAGACUGGAAGCACAGAUGGCUGUUGCCGACUUCCUCUCCAGAAAUGGGGGGGGAGUGGUAGACAGGCCAGAUGUGGGCGUUGAGGAUAUGUGGCAGCAGGGGCAUGGUCAAGCAUCCGUUCGGAGAGAGAGAGAAAGUGGUAAGGGCACUUGCACCUGAGCUAGAUUAUGUUUAACACCUGUCUCUAAUUCCAGUGAGCAUGGGGAGAGCGGCAUAUAAACAGCCACGCCACCAGCAGAGAGGAGAGAGAGUCUGGCACAAGGAAGGCCACAUGCUCCUGAAGCUGUUGCAUUUAAUCUAUUGUGUUUGUGAAGCUGAUGUGUUUAAGUAACUACUUGCCUGCGAAGCUGAUGUGUUUGUGUGAGUAUGUGUCUGUGAAGCUGUUGAGUUUUGUGAAGUUGUAAAGCACUCAAGUGGCCGAUUAAAUGUCUUACCUGAACCUGGAAAACCUGCUUCCCUGUGUUCUCCUUCCCUUCUGCUGUGAAGCUGUUACAUUUAC
Messenger RNA from Myxocyprinus asiaticus (Chinese sucker), 1829 nucleotides. RefSeq names its product zinc finger and SCAN domain-containing protein 21-like. The coding region runs from base 1 to 858 and encodes 285 amino acids. Lineage: Eukaryota; Metazoa; Chordata; Actinopteri; Cypriniformes; Catostomidae. The transcript is spliced from 3 exons. The record is from RefSeq and is a predicted model, not a curated record.